AUGGCUCUCCGCGGACAGGGCUGGGCGCCCGCCGGCCCGCCCGCCGCCCUCCAGCACGUCUGCCCCCUGGCGGGAUGUCCCCACGGGCAUGUCAUGCGGCCCAACCGGCUCCGCAUGCAUCCCAUGGCCGCCGAUCGGCGUGAAUUGGAUCGGGCCGUCGCGGCGCGAGCGGCGGCCGACGUGGUGGACGCCCCGGGGGCGGCGCCAGCAGCCGCUGAGGAUGUUCCCGCUGAUGAUGACGAGGUCGAGGGGGAGAGGAGGGUGAAGAAGCAGCCCGUUCGCGUGCGGAAGCGGUCGCGGAGGAUGCAGACGGCGCUGGCGGCUUCGCCGGGCGGGGCGAUGGCGCCGCUGGAGGCGAUGGGGGCGGUGCUGGAGCUGGCCACGGCGAAGUUCGCGGAGACGGUGGAGGUGCACGGCCGGCUGAACCUGGACCCCAGGUACGCCGACCAGCAGCUCAGGGCAACGGUGUCCCUGCCAAAGGGCACUGGCAAGGAGCUGCGCGUGGUAGCCCUGUGCAAGGAGUCCCUGGUGCAGGAGGCCAAGGACGCGGGCGCGGACCACGCGGGCGCGGACGACCUGAUCGAGAAGAUCGCCGGCGGGUUCAUGGACUUCGACAAGGUCAUCGCCACGCCAGACAUGAUGCCCAAGGUUGCCAAGCUGGGCAGGGCGCUGGGCCCGCGGGGCCUGAUGCCCAACCCCAAAGCGGGGACCGUGACCCCAAACCUCAGCGAGGCGGUCAAGGACUUUAAGGGGGGCAAGGUGGAAUACAGGGUUGACAAGACAGGAAACAUUCACUUACCCUGUGGGAAGACCACAUUCGCGGCUGAGGACCUGCUUGCGAAUCUCAAGGCUAUUCAGGAAUCUGUGGAUGCUAACAGGCCUGCAGGUGCCAAGGGCAUCUACUGGAAGACGUUGACCGUUUGCUCCACCAUGGGGCCAGCCGUAAAAGUGGAUUUGACAGCCUUGAGGGACCUCAAGCUUUGA
Ostreobium quekettii is the source of this 984-nucleotide messenger RNA. NCBI's taxonomy places the organism in Eukaryota, Viridiplantae, Chlorophyta, Ulvophyceae, Bryopsidales, Ostreobiaceae. The record is from the annotation of a GenBank genome assembly.